UAUAAAGUAGUUACUUCAUGUAAAACCCGUCCUUGUACGGGCAUGGGAAUAUAUAUAGUAAGCCCGCGUUUCUUCGAUUUAAACGACGGAAUAUCCGACAUUGCCCUCGGCGGUAAUGCGGGGCGCUCCGGACUUCCUAAUCCAUGAAUAGCCUUUACAUGCUUAUAGUUCAGGAUACUCCCAUAUUCAAAAGCUCAACAUCCAAUCCCUUUCCUUUGGGAGCAGAAGCAGUAAAUAAUGGUUGGAAUCGCGCUCUUGGGCGCCGGCAUCUUUGCGAGGGAAGCCCACGUCCCCGCGAUACUCAAAAAUGCCGCAGCAAAAGUCCUAGCUGUGUACUCUCGUUCCGAGAAUUCUGCAAACUCGGUAGUCGAGGCCCUAAACAACACCACUACUCCCAUCGAUGUAUAUUCCGACGAGAAGCCCGGCCACGGGCUCGAUGAACUCCUCCAGCGCCCAGACAUCGAGGCAGUCAUCGUCCUGCUUCCCAUCCUCGUCCUGCCCGCCGUCGUCCGCAAAUGCCUCGCAGCAGGCAAACAUGUCCUGGCCGAAAAGCCCAUUGCAAAGGACAUAGCCACCGGCCGCGCCCUGAUCACCGAGUAUGAAACCACCUACGCGCCGCGCAACCUGGUGUUCUCGGUCGCAGAGCAGUUCCGCUAUGACACCGGGUUUCUCAAGGCUAGCGAGGUCGUCGCUAGCGGCACGAUCGGUGAGCUGCACCAUGUCCACGCGCGCGUCGCGACCAGCAUGGCGCCGGAGAACAAGUACUUUCAAACCGCCUGGCGCGCUGAGCCCGGGUACCAGGGCGGCUUCGUCCUGGAUGCGGGUGUUCAUUUCGUUGCGCUGGUGCGCAUGGUUGCCGGUCAGGAGAUUGUCGAGACGAAGAGCUUCACGGCCCAGUUCGCGCCGCACCUGCGGCCCCUUGAUACCGUUAAUGCUGCGCUGAGGUUCUCGAAGGGUGCGCAGGGGACGCUGAGUAUAUCCUUUGCGGCCGCGACGUAUAUUGCGGACUUUGUCUUUAUCGGCACCGCGGGUGUGUUGACUGUUAAGUGUGCAGGCGUUGAUACGACGGUUCGUGUUGAGGGAGGGGAUCGCAACGUUGUUUCUGAGGAAGUCUUCCCGGCGGAUGGGAAUGUGAAUGAGAUCCGUGCUUUUGUACAAGCAAUUGCUGCUGGUAAGGGGGAUAGGGCUGGGAGUCCCCGUGAGGCUCUGGCGGACGUUGCUGUGAUUGAGAGUGUAUGCGCUGGUGGUGGCCUUGUUCAGUCUCAUGAGAUAUAGAGUCAGUUAGAAUGUGAAAAUGAAAUGAAAGUGUAUCUUCCUCAGCCUUCCACUCUCAACAUAGUUAGAAGUUUACCAUACAUAGCUAGCUGUCUCAAAAUGGUUGCCAACAACAAGUUUCUUUCAGAUCAAUAAAACACAGCUGUACUUUACCCGUUUCCUCUAACAUUAGUGACACUGUUUUUCUUGUUAAGAUACAUACCUGCGAAGGUUAGUUAAUUUGAAUAUGUACCUGCAGAUACUGUUUCAUAAUUAAAGGCAUAAUGAAAACCUCAACUACCUUCCCAGAUGUGGAGUUAGUUCCAAAUGCUUCACUUUCAUACUUCCUUCUUUUACUCGAGCAAUAGAUAAUAAC
Messenger RNA from Blastomyces dermatitidis ER-3, 1630 nucleotides. Its product is annotated as NAD-binding Rossmann fold oxidoreductase. The record is from RefSeq and is a predicted model, not a curated record. Gene Ontology annotation, biological process: NADPH regeneration. Gene Ontology annotation, molecular function: nucleotide binding; oxidoreductase activity. Bases 238 to 1275 code for a protein of 345 amino acids. The transcript has 3 exons. Gene Ontology annotation, cellular component: cytoplasm. NCBI's taxonomy places the organism in Eukaryota, Fungi, Ascomycota, Eurotiomycetes, Onygenales, Ajellomycetaceae.